AUGUCUGACUCGGAUGAAGAUCUAGGUUUUCAACUUAAGGGGUUGAAAAUCUCCAAGUGUUUGGAGGAGGAUCCUCAAGUUGCGGACGCAAUGGUUGUUAAUAUUCCCAUAAGUGCAAUGGCGAAUGAAAUGUCUGAAGUUGACCGUACUUCACCAGACGAAAACAGUAUCACAGGACAGAUAUCACAGGAAGCUGUUUUAUUUGAAGUACGAUCAAGUGACAUUGCAAGUCGUCAUGAUGAUAUGUCAAGACAGGAGAAUAUUAAUGUGGCCGGGACAAAUACUCAAACCAGUAAUAAUGCAAAAUUAUCAGAAGAUUCCUCCUCAGAUGACGAUGACUGGGACACUGUUCCAGCUAUUGCGUCUUAUGAUGUCUACAAUGAUAAAGGUGAACUGGAACUGCAACCCUACCAAAGUUCUGAUAAUAUUCAACGAAAUGACACCACUACAAAUAAACAGAAUCCAAACAUCACCUUUGGUUAUACAAAAGUAGCUGGUGAAGAGCAAGCUCAAAGAUCCUAUAAAACUAAUAAAAAAACUGCAUUUUUAUUCGAGCAUAAAAAAGUUAUGAAGAGUCUUCAAAGUACUGAUAGCCUCAAUGAGACCACGUUACCAACACCUCCCCCAGAAGACACUGUCGACUAUGAUGAGUUCGAGGAUGAUGUAGAACCACUAGAUAAUUUGACGCCAGAUACUCAAUUAAACAUAACUAAACUCUUACUUAAUGAUAUGGAGAAAUUUGCUUACCUUGGGGCAGCAAACGUUUUAAUAAAUCAAAUGUGCACAGAUCUGGCCACUUUAUGUCUUUGUGUGGACAUAACAUCGAACAAAAAACUAGCUAAUAGAUUGCACUUCACUCAAAAGGACACAGCUAAUUGGAAAACGAUAAUUCUGAAUAGAUUAUAUGAACAUCUUGACGUUACAGAGGAGGAAAUCAAUAUGAUCGAAAACUUAUCCUUACAUAAAAUUCAAUUGAACGAUUUAUGCAAAUGUUUAAGGGUUUCACAACUUAUGGAAAAUCCAUGGGAAGAUCACGCUGGUUCCGAAGCUAGUAAAAGUGAAGAACAAGUACCACAUAACAGCUCUGUAAGUGAUACAUCAGAAAAUGAAUCAAAAAGCAUGUACAGUGACAAGGAUAAGAAAGUUCUACAUCCAGAAAAUGUCAAGGAUCAACAUCAAUUGCAUGUUGAUGUUGCAUGGACAAUCAUCUGUGAUCUCUUUUUGUUAUUAUUACAAGGUUCAUCAUUUGAUGCAAGAUCAAGGACCUUGCUAAUUAGAUUUGCUGAAGCUUUAAAUAUAACACACUUAGAGAUAAACGAAUUUGAAAAGAGAGUCACUGACUCUCUAGAUAUGGAGCAAUCUGUUGAUGAUCAAGUUUGGGAUGAACAAGAUCAUAUGAAAAAAAGACGUAAAAGGAGAAAGAGAAAGAAGAUGGCUUACGUGGGUAUAGCAAUGGUUGGCGGUUCACUAGUUUUAGGUCUGAGUGGUGGUCUAUUGGCUCCAGUUAUCGGUGCGGGUCUCGCUGCUGGACUUUCUACAAUAGGUAUAACAGGUGCUACAGGGUUUUUAACAGGUGCUGGUGGUACAGCUAUUGUGGCCGUUUCAAGUACAGCAAUCGGUGCCAAUAUUGGUGCAAAAGGUAUGUCCAGAAGAAUGGGCAGUGUAAGAACCUUUGAAUUCAUUCCUUUGCAUAAUAACCGUCGUGUCAACCUUAUUUUAACCAUUUCAGGGUGGAUUAUUGGUAACGAUGAUGAUGUUAGACUACCAUUCUCAACAGUUGAUCCAGUAGAGGGAGACCUGUACUCGUUAUUCUGGGAACCAGAAAUGCUGAAAUCCACAGGUCAAACAAUCAAUAUCUUGGCUAGCGAAAUAUUUACUCAAACUCUUCAGCAAGUUUUAGGUGCUACGAUAUUGACGGCACUAAUGUCAUCUAUACAAUGGCCAAUGGCAUUAUCCAAAUUGGGAUACAUAUUAGAUAAUCCGUGGAGUGUCUCCCUAGACAGAGCAUGGGCAGCUGGUCUCAUCCUUGCAGACACAUUAAUGACUAGAAACUUGGGACAAAGGCCAGUGACCUUAGUAGGUUUCUCUUUGGGGGCAAGAGUAAUUUAUUCGUGUCUUAUUGAACUUUGUAAAAAGAAGGCAUUGGGUUUAGUAGAGAACGUUUUUAUAUUCGGGACCCCAGUUGUAAGGAAAAAAGAAGAGCUGGUAAUGGCGAGAUCAGUAGUAAGCGGAAGAUUUGUUAACGGUUAUUCAGACAAGGAUUGGGUUCUGGCCUAUUUAUUUCGCGCAACUUCAGGUGGUUUUAGUGCUGUAAUGGGUAUCUCACCCGUUGAUGACGUAGAAGGAAUCGAUAAUUUCAACUGUACGGAACUCGUUGAUGGCCAUAUGGCAUAUCGUAAGAACAUGCCAAAAUUGUUGAAAGAGGUCAAUAUCACUGUCUUAGCUGAAGAGUUCGCUGAAAUUGAAGAAACUAUAGAUCCAGAAGAAAUAAGGAAGCAAAGGAAACUCGUGAAAGAUCUUGAUGCAGCUCAUAAGAAACUUUCUGGUAAGAAAAAGCAUCAUGGAUGGAUGCCACAAUGGAUGAAACCAAAGAAAUCAAAGUGGCAAAGUAUGGUGGAGAAGACUGUUGAAGAAAAGGAGAUAGAAGAAAUUCCAACCGAGGAAUUAACCUCAUCUUCGACUUCAAAAACGAAAGACAAUGGUAUUUUCGAUCAUUCUGCACUGAUGCAGGAGUUAGCAAACUUGAAAGCAUCUUUACAUGAAAAGGAAAAUGAAAAGGAUGAUAGCGACAAAGGUAACAAAAACGGUGAGUCAACGACUACAAGUGACCACGAUUAUAAAGCAUCGCCUAGCGGCAAUAAUUUCCAGCUAUUAAGUGCUGGAAGAACAAUUCUACCUGAUGAUGAUGAAAUGUACCGUAAGAAAAACAUGGAGUUUGCAUUUCCUGAUGACGUUUAG
This is a messenger RNA of Kazachstania africana CBS 2517, 2958 nucleotides long. It is a transcript of the gene MIL1, whose product is annotated as Mil1p. NCBI's taxonomy places the organism in Eukaryota, Fungi, Ascomycota, Saccharomycetes, Saccharomycetales, Saccharomycetaceae. The coding region runs from base 1 to 2958 and encodes 985 amino acids. The transcript has a single exon. The record is from RefSeq and is a predicted model, not a curated record.